Molecule: messenger RNA, 882 nt
Organism: Acanthamoeba castellanii str. Neff
Lineage: Eukaryota; Discosea; Longamoebia; Acanthamoebidae
Product: seed maturation protein PM34, putative
Exons: 5
Coding region: 1-882 (293 amino acids)
Molecular function (GO): oxidoreductase activity
Source: RefSeq, a predicted model, not a curated record
AUGGCGUCGCAAGAGGGCAAGAGACCGACCGCGUUCCCGGAGCAGAUGCAGAGGCACAUGCCCGGCUAUGAGCACGAGAUGGAGCCCGCACCGCAGUACCUGGCGCCCAACUACAAGGGCAGCGAGAAGCUGAAGGACAAGGUGGCGAUCAUCACGGGCGGCGACAGCGGGAUCGGCCGCAGCGUGUCGAUCCUCUAUGCGCGCGAGGGGGCCGAUGUGGUGAUCGUGUACCUGCCCGAGGAGCAGAAGGACGCCGACACGACGAAGGGGUUGGUGGAGAAGGAGGGCAGGCAGUGCCUCUGCAUCCCCGGUGACCUCAAGAAGUCGGACUUCUGCGACAGCGUCGUCGACCAGACCAUCAAGCGCUUCGGCAAGCUCGACAUCCUGGUGAACAAUGCCUCGUCGCAGUGGGAGUGCGAGAAGAUUGAGGACAUCACCGACGAGCAGCUCGAGACCACCUUCCGCACCAACAUCUUCUCCAUGUUCUACAUGGCCAGGGCGUCGGUCAAGCACAUGAAGGAGGGUUCAUGCAUCAUCAACACCACCUCUGUGACGUGCUACAGGGGCAUGAAGACCCUGCUCGACUAUUCCUCGACCAAGGGCGCGAUCACCACCUUCACCUACUCCCUCUCGCAGAACCUUGUCGAGAGGGGCAUCCGCGUCAAUGGCGUCGCCCCCGGCCCCAUCUGGACUCCUUUGAUUCCCGCUUCAUUCAAGCCCGAGCGUGUCAAGACCUUCGGUCAGGAGGACUGCCCGAUGGGUCGCGCCGGCCAGCCCGAGGAGGUUGCGCCCUGCUACGUGUUCCUGGCCUCCAACGCCGAUUCCUCGUACAUCAGCGGCCAAGUGCUGCACCCCAACGGAGGCUCCCCCGUCCACGGAUGA